Geodia barretti is the source of this 222-nucleotide messenger RNA. The record is from the annotation of a GenBank genome assembly. Lineage: Eukaryota; Metazoa; Porifera; Demospongiae; Tetractinellida; Geodiidae.
UAUUUUGACGUUUUCCGAGGUGGUGAUUUUCCACUUGUUUCUCCAGGUGUCCCACGAGAUGGUGGUACUGUUGUAGUCCUUUAUGAGAGUCUCCUUCCCGCUCUCAAUGAUCCUGAUGUAGUAGUGGAGAAUGAUGCCGUGGGGAGGGCGUGGCUCUGACCAGGAGAUGAAGUCAUCUCCUGCCCCCUCCCUGAUCUCUAUCUCCUCAACUCUACCUGCAAC